Messenger RNA from Pieris brassicae (large cabbage white), 6517 nucleotides. RefSeq names its product protein kinase C-binding protein 1-like. NCBI's taxonomy places the organism in Eukaryota, Metazoa, Arthropoda, Insecta, Lepidoptera, Pieridae. The record is from RefSeq and is a predicted model, not a curated record. Bases 195 to 4967 code for a protein of 1590 amino acids. Gene Ontology annotation, molecular function: protein binding. The transcript has 21 exons.
ACUCUAGAAAUGUACAACAGACGACAGUUUGAGAAGGCAUAACGCAAUGUGUAAAUUCUUUCAAUUGUUUUAUUGAAUUGAAUGUGGGAAACUGUUCAUAACUAAAUAAUAAAUGGACCGAAGAAACCUAUAAAUACUGUAAUUGAUAAUCUUAUGGUAGUGGCAGGGUUGCAUUGCAAGGAUAAUAAAACAACAUGGAGGAUACUACAGAUGCCAAUAGAGACACAGAUGUGUCUUCAACUACUGCUGAUGUGCCUGAGAUACAGGAAAUUUCAGGAUCAAAUGGUAAUGUGGAGAUGGUUGUUACUAUUGAAAAGAUAGAGACACCAGAAGAAGAUGGAAACACAACUCCACCUCAGUCAUAUGCAGAAGGUCAGGAGACUGAUGCCACUACUAUGGUGUCAGUAGAACCUUCUGUGGUAGAGAAAUCCCCUAAUAGUAAGGAAUCACCUCACAAAAUAAAUUCCACUCAAAAAGAGGCUGUGACACCAAGAAAAGAAACUUCAUCUCCUAAAAUUACUGUUAAGUCACCCAUAACUAUAACUCCUACAAAAGAAACUGAUAGAAUUGAAGUUGUAACUCCAACUAAAACUACACCAAGGAAAGAAACUAUAAAAAUUGUUAUUAAUUCACCUAAAGAUGAGAAGAGCCAAACUCUUAAGACUCCAACAAAGGUGUCAGACCAAAUUGUUGAUUCCUCUUGUAAAGCAUUGUCUCCAUACAAGGAGCUGGAAAAAGUUAUAGACUUAAAGGAAACAUCAGGCAAGGAAUUUGGGAAUGAAGCACAGACUGUAGAAGAGCCACCUAUUGCUACCUCUUCUCAGGAUAUAGCUAUAUCCACAGACACUACAAACACAAAAGAAUUAAUUAAUUCUUGUGAGGUAACUGCCCCAAAUGAAAAUCAAAAAGAGGCUGUAUCCCUUAAACCUCCUAUAGACAUCUGUGAUAAAUCUAAUGACUCUCAGCUAGAUGCCAACUCCGAUGUAAGUGAAAAAGAGCAUAAUAAAAGCAUAAGUCGAGAACUCAAGUCUCUCAUUAAGUCUGCAAAAGAAUCAAAGAUAAUAAGUGAAUGUACUCAACUUACAAGUAAAACACGGAAGUCUAGAACACCUUUGGAGUUAAACACCUCUGUGGAAACAGAGAAAAUAACCCCUCGACGUAAUAGUAAUGCAUCAAUGAAAAGUAACCAUAGUGAAAAGUCAGAAAAAGCUGUUAAAAGAUCAAUGCGGUCACAGAACCCAGAAUUUGUGAAUAAGGUUAAGCAAUUUCUAAACUCUGUAGUUGGCAAAAACCAUGAUUCUGAUGAUGACCUGAAUGAGGCUAAGAAAGAGUUUAAUGAAAAAUCACCUUCUCCUAAAAAGAGGAGAAUUCCAGAAAGUCCACUUAUUAAAAGUGAUAAGAAGCUACGAACAGACCCAUACUGCUGGCGUUGCCAUUGGGCCAUAGAACUUGGCACAAAUGAGAAGACAAGGCCUCCAAUGCAAUGUACGGUUUGCCCACGGGUUUAUCACUACAAGUGUCUAUCAAGUAAUGAACGGAAAAAGAUUGAUAUGGAAAGGAGUUGGGUGUGUCCUGAAUGUUUGGCAAUAUUGUAUGCUGAGAGCUCUGAUACUAGAUCCAUAUCAUUGAAGCAUGUCUCCGUGAGCCAUUUGGGAGAACUCUUGCAACAUGCCCUCACUCGUAUGAUUGAGCUUAAUGGGGUGGAACCGUUCAUGCAGCCAGUCGAUAGAGCCCUAUUCCCGGACUACGACAAGUGUGUAGUACACCCGAUGGACUUAUCGCAAAUGCAGAGGAACAUUGUAAACGGACUUUACGGAAGUCCCGAGGCCUUUAUGUCGGACGCACAAUGGAUUCUUCACAACAGUAUUAUAUUUAACACAUUGCAAUCGAAGCUAACGCUAGCGGCGCGUGCGCUGGUGAGGCUCUGCCGCAGCGAGAUGGGCGAGAUCGAGGCCUGCCCCGAGUGCUACGCGGCCGCCCACAACCGGAGGCCCACCUGGUUCACCGACGUCUGCUCCAAACCGCACAUUCUGCUGUGGGCCAAGCUCAAAGGUUUCCCAUACUGGCCCGCAAAGGGGAUGUCCGUGACCGGGUCCGGCGUGGUGGACGUGAGAUUCUUCGGAGCCCACGACCGGGCCUGGGUGCCGGCCAAGGACUGCUUCCUGUACUCCGAGAAGGACCCCAACAAUGUCCGGUCCAAGAAGCAGAUCAUGGACAGUAUGCAGGAGGCCGAGCAGUACAUUCGGAACAUUUCGCGCAAAUAUGGCAAGUUUGUUUAUCCGCCCUUCAAGACGCCCUUCGAGCCCACCAAGAUCAACGAGCAGUUUAAAAUGAUGAUCCCGAGUUUCGAAGGAGAAUUGAGAUUUCAAAUCAAAGAUAAAUCUGGAACUGCGUCUCCGAAGAUUAAGGAAAAGAGACGAUCGAACUCUAAAAGCUCUGUUGUCGAUGGCGAGGCGAGUGAUAACGAAGAACAAGAUUCAUCGAAAGCCACUGAAUCAACGGAAGAGAAUAAACUUGAUGCUGUUGAAGUAGAAAAACCUAUGGACGUUGAAGAAAAUAAAGAUAAAGAGAAAAAAGUUUCGAGAAAGCGGCGUCGAUCCGAAGCAGAGGAUUAUGUCAUAAUAAACGAUAGUACUAAAGAGAAACGCAGCCGCAUUGAAAAAGAAGCGACCACACCCAAACAGCCCGAAAAACAAACGGACAAACAAAAAAAAGUCAUCGAAGUCAGAGCAAAGGGAGAAGAAAAUGAACCGGAAAAGGUAGAAGAGAAAAAGAAAGAAAAAAUCAAGCAGAAAGACGAAAAUAACGAAGUACCCAAUAGUACCAAUAGUACUAAGGAAAUUGUCGUUUCGGUUAACUCCCCCAAAACUCCGAAACCCAAAGCGAAGGACAAAUCGGACAAACCGAGAAGAACAAUCGAAAGGAGUGCAGAGAAAACAGAAGAGAGAAAAGAGAAAAGACUCUCGAGAGGGAAGUCUCUCAUCGUCAACAACGUGAGCGCCGACAAAGAUAAAACGGCGAGACCCAAAGUCAGAAAAGUUACGAAAAGCACAGACGUGGAGAUCCUGAUAAGCAAAAACAUGAUCAACAAGAAUUUGAACAAGAGUCUGGAGAAAUUCAAGCCCUCGAAGGAGCGCCUGCACUUCGACGACGACACCACCCUGGCCGUGCUGGCCCGGGAGGUCUCCAAGACCGGAAUGCCCACCAUCACCUCGGUCCGAAGUCUUUCGGAGAAGCGGCCGCGGCCGGGCCUCAUUGAGGUGUCGGUGGACGCCAAUUCCAACGCGAGCGUCCUCACGAGCGAGGAGAGCGCCCACUCAAAGGACGGCGACAAAUCGCCGAAGACCAGAGAGUCGGAGCCCCCCGUCGGCCGAGUGGGGGUUCGGGCCUUCGCCCGGAUGCAGGCGGAGAACGCCCCGAGUUCGGACAUCGAAAUCAAACCGGAGCCGAUAGACUUCGACACCGACCGGCAGAUGGAGAAGUUGGAGGUGAUGAACUCCUUCCGAUUGCAGCCCGUGAAUCCGCCGGCGACGAAACUUCGCGAAGUGCGUAUUAACAAGUUGGUGGUCACGCCGAUUAAUAGGAAGAAGCCGGAAAUUCGCGUGAAGGCGAAGAAGACGUUUCCCCAGGCGAAGAAACCGGAGGGGUCCGAGUUGAACAGCAAGAAUUCGAUGGUGUAUAUACCGAUUCAGCCGGCGAGUGGUCAGGCGCCGGUGAGACCCAACAGGCCUGUCGCUAAUGGAGUCCAGGUUCAGGUUUCCGCUAGUGUUGCCACCCCAACGACAACGAGUCCUCAAACCCCGUCGACCACGGCGACCGUGUCUCAGACCACGCCCACCUCCAUCAGCAUGGGCGCGGUGUCCAACAUGGCCAGUAUGGCCCAAGGCCCUAGCGUGCAUACGGUCCCGCUCAUCACCUCAGUCAACGGCCAGUGGGCGUUCAGCCUCCAACCCGUCAUGUCUGUCGGGGGAGUUGAUAGCUCGAAUGGUCCUUCGGUGAACGGGAUCGAGCGUGCGGGGACUUUGGUGGCCGUUCCUACUCCCGUCAGCGUCAGCUCGAUGGCCCAACUCAACCCACAGAGGAAAGACGACACACAGCUGCCACGGCUGCAGCACAAGCCAAUGUUGAAUCCCUUCGACACGAGCAACUCCAGGCCGGUGCCGGCGCCGUCCACCGUCGGACCUCUCACUGCGAAGCUCAACCAUAAUGCCUCCAAGCUGACGGAUUUCUUCCGCACCUUGAUGGAGGAGACCCUGGAGAAGGUGAACGAGCCGGCUGCCCACGUGACGUCAUUAAAGUUGCAGCUCGAGCAGCUGCAGUGGAAGCACAGGCAGGAGCUGGACGAGCUAAAGCAUAACCAUGAACUAGCCAUGGUGGAGAUGCGCACGUCUUUGGAGCGGGACAAGAACCGUGCGGUCAACGAGGAGAGGCGGACCAUGCACCUCAAUAUGGAGGCCGCGGUCAAAACCGCCAAGUCUAAGCAAUGGUGCGCCAACUGUUGCCAAGAGGCGCAGUUCUACUGUUGCUGGAACACCUCGUACUGCGACUACCCCUGCCAACGAGCGCAUUGGACCACGCACGCCGCACUUUGCACUCAGGCGCAGGACAGCAAUGGACCUGACAACUCAAAAGACAUUCAUGCGAGAUUGCAGCCAGCACCAGAGCGUUUGACGCCGAACAAAAACCCAUCGAAACCCACCCGAGUCUACACCAAGGAGAUGCCGAAGACUUCGCUUAUAGGUACACCAAUCAGCAUGGUUGAAGACAGCAGUGGAAAUCAAACUGUCAAAUGUGUGGGAACAUACAAACCCAACGCUCAAGCGCCGCCCGUCAUCAUUAACAAACAGUUGCACAGCAACGAGGAAGCGAAAAAAGUGACAACUUCCGGCGGAUAUUUGAUCGUGGGUGGGGGCAGCACCGUUUCUACACCGAGACGACCGACGAUACAGUACGUGCACACGUCUUAGGUUGUAAGCACCAGAUUAGAGGGCGGGAAGGCCGGUUUUUAUAUUAAGUUGAGGCGUUAUUAUUGGUAGAUCGUUUUACGUCUCGUAGUAAUUACGAACCCAAACAUACAUAUUAUGUGGGUAUCACAGAAAAGUUUACAAAUGAAGGUAGACAAUUUUUUUUUUACAAUUUUUUUGGUUAAAAUAUGUCCAAUAUGCUAUUUAUGUAUUUGUUGCGUUAUUAUUUUUAAACAACGUGACAAACACGGCAAGGGCGGAUCCAAGGCCAUGGGGGUCAUCAAACCCUUGGAGAUUGGAUCUUCUAAUUGGUCUCAAAUCAUUUUAUUAAUAGAAACUCCAUAAAAAUCAGUUUAAUUUUUCUCAACUUUCGUCUCUUUUUACCAAAUUGUGUUCAGGCGUUGAUGAAAUGUGACAAGUUUUGUUAGAAUUACCUAUUUAUUUAUGGUAUUUAACCAAUGGUAAACUUUGCUUUCUUGAUAUAUCUUCAAAAACUAUUAAAAUAAGUUUUGAUAGUACUGAAAAAAUGUAACAGUUACAAACUUCUGGCUGUUGAACCCAAAAGCUCAUGAACUCUUGUGUUAGCGUUAUUAUACAAAAUUUUAUGAUUAUAUAAAAUAUUUACGACUGGUAACAAUUACGAUUCGUAGUUUUAAAUUGGGCGUUGGCAAGUUUGUAAAUAUGAGGUUUACUGAAUUUACAAUUUUAAAUUAUAGAAGCAGUUUUUUACAAAUGAAUUUGCCGACUCUUGAAUAUCGUUUUAAUAAUUAACAUAACCAGAACUGUAUCUCUUGGUUUUUUUUUAAUAUAAAAUUUACAGGAACCGAGAACUCUUGUUAGCCAUAUUAGUGGUUAUAAAGUAGCAGGCAAGCUAAAUUUGUAAUUGAUAGAAAUGCGUUUCGAAAUGUUGCAAAUCUGUAGCUGAGUCAUGUGACAUUCAUGUAUAUAAUGUAAUUAUUAUGUAAUACAUAAUUGAAUAAUUAGGUUAUAUUAAAAGAUAUUGGUCGUGUGUUCGACCACCUUUGAGGUUGUCAGAACCCUGCGAACAGCAACAAUUGUGAAGAAUCCGGCUUAUUAAGUUCUGAAGAAGGCUGAUACUACUCUAUAAAAAGUUAUGGAGGCAUCUCAGGGGCGGAUCCUGGGGUCAUUGAUAUUUACUAAAACUGGAUUGAUAUAGGCCACAUGAGUUGCCAAACUAGGCCAAAAUAUUUGGUCUUCUCUUUGAAUCGCUUUAGACUUAUGGUGAAGAUCCGCCUUGGGUUACGGUUCCCUAUAAAAUAUUAUUGUUCGUGGGUACGUAGAAGUUGAUUAAAUCUCAAAUUAUAGUUAUAUGUUUAAGACUGCUAUUUUUAGGUUAUUUCCGAUUGUGGUUCGAUAACUAUUUUUAUUAUAAUUUUAAUAUUUACAAAAUCUAAAUUUUUGUUAUAUUAUCAUGUAAAUAUAAUUAAGUUUAGAUUUUAACUUCAUGAAAAUUGUGAACUCCUAAUUGUAUGGCAAUAUACUAGUACAAGUUAAUCAACAGCAAAAUGUUUACAAUGAAUGUAAGAUAUUGA